This is a messenger RNA of Dufourea novaeangliae, 4011 nucleotides long. RefSeq names its product apoptotic chromatin condensation inducer in the nucleus (gene Acn). The record is from RefSeq and is a predicted model, not a curated record. Gene Ontology annotation, molecular function: RNA binding. The transcript is spliced from 9 exons. Bases 167 to 2719 code for a protein of 850 amino acids. Lineage: Eukaryota; Metazoa; Arthropoda; Insecta; Hymenoptera; Halictidae.
UAAAACGUUCGUGUUCAAUGGAGUACGGUGGUCCGACCGAUUGUUAGAAGCGUCAUUGGAAACGUUGUUUCGAUUGAAAUACUAUAUUUAUGUGUCAAUAAAAUUCACGAAACGCGCAACGUACCUGAAACAUUUCUAGCUAACGGAACAAGCACGUUCAAUAAAAAUGAGAAGAAAAAGUGAACGAAAUAAAGCAAAAGGGACUCCAGAGAAGGAAAUUGAAAAGCCAACUAGAAAAUCAGCACGCAGACGUGUGAAGAGAACACAUUCUGUGUCACCAGAGCCAGAAAACUUAGAGGAAACAGGAAAAGCUGUCAGCAGCAAAGAAACAGAGAAGUCAACUGCAAUAAUUAACCAAAGAAAAGAAUUGGAAGAUACAACAGAAGAAUGCAACGAAACAGUUUCAUCCACAGAAACAGAUAUCAAGAUAAAGCCUCAAGAAAAUGAGGAUGACAAUACUGGAUCAGUUUGGAAAGUGGCAAGAGCAGAUGCAUCACCUGGCGAGAUACAGAAGCUGAAGUUAUGUAGACAACCUAACGCAGCAGAAGCAUCAUCUGACAUUUCUUUGACUAGGAAAAAAUCGAACAAGUGGCAGGAAAGUGGUGAGGGAGUUGCAGAGGAGGCUGACUCGGCAGAAGAGCAACUGGUUUCUUGUACAAGAAUGCUCAGUAGCACUGAACAGCCGAACGAUCCCUCCUCUUCAUACCCAGGUCAGGACUCCAACGAAGAGGUAAGUGAUAGCAAGGAGAUCCUGCCCGAAACCACUUCAGCCAACUUGUCUGACGAUAAACCAAACAUAGAUCAGCAAGGUGAAUCAAAAGAGGCAAAUAUCCCGAACGAAAACGCUGAUAACGAACCCAUUAAGUCGAGUAGCCCGACUGUAUCGGCUCCUAGAUCAAACGGCGAUCGCUCAUCCGAGGAGACAAACGUUAUACCAAAGGAAGAAAUAUCCGUGGAAGAUACCAGCGGAAAGCCAGCAGAAGAGUUUCGCAAAGAAGCUAGCAUUGAAAAUGUUCAAAAAGAGACGACUAGUAGCGACGAAGACGAGGACGAGAAAGAGAAAGUGAAAGUUCACGAAGUAAAUUCGUCCUCCGAGUCGAACGAUGAUGUUCAAAGCACGAAAAGUAGCAGAACCGGUGGCAGAAUAUCGUGUACCAGUCGUAGAAAGCAUCGGACUAAGUAUCGAGAUUCGUCCAAUUCCGAUACGCAAGAUUCAGAGGAUGAACCUACCAUCAAAAGGGACAUUGAGAUAGACUCUUACACGCAAGAAGAGAAAAUUCCUAUAGAAGAUUCGAAUGAACCGAAAGAUUGUUCCGAGUCACCGAAACAAAGGAAUAAUUCUUUGCUAAAUAGCAUAGAAACAGAGGUGGAGCAUAACGAAGAGAACAACCAGAAAUUGGACAGUCUAAACGAAAAAUCCGAAUAUUCUGCGACGAUGCCGACUCAGUUGGUGGCCCACAAGCCGGUUAAAGUAAACUUGAAAAGAUCUUUUUCCGUAAGAAUGAUAACGGAGAAGAACGAUAUGAAAAAUGAAGAUACCGAUGCGAAUGCAAAUAACGAGGCAGUUGUUUUAAACAAGGAAAAUCAUGACAAUGCUGAUCAAGAAUCAAAAUGUGUUCCACGAAAACGUCGAUGGGGCACUGCAUUGUCUACCGAUAGCGCGCCUUCCUUUUCAGUAUCGACGGAUUCGCUUAAAGCAUUGGUACCAGGAGCGAGGCCACUGUCGAUAAACGAGGUCCGUUUGUCAAAGGACGACGACGAGGAGAGAGAUCGUUACCGGGCUAACGAAAAAUGGUACAACUCUAACGAGGGACCGAACGAUAACAAAUCCGACGAUGAAAGUGUCGCGCAAAAGAAUGGUACCUUGAAAAAAGGGGACGGGAAAAUCGACAAUCACAUAGCAGCACGCCGGAAGAUAUCGAUCGUGAAAGAAACACCGCACGUCAAGUCGCCUAGUCCACCGGCUACGAAGCCCACCAACAUACUUUUGAUCAAAAACUUGGUUCGUCCUUUUACUUUGAAUCAAAUUAAGGAGCUUCUGUCGCGUACUGGCACAAUUGUCGAAAAUGGAUUUUGGAUGGACAGAAUUAAGUCUAAAUGCUUUGUAGAGUAUGCAAACGAAGACCAGGCAUUUGAGACAAGACAAGCUUUGCACGGGAUAUCCUGGCCAGUUUCAAAUCCGAAGAGGCUUCACGUCGAGUAUGCGACCAAAGACGACAUGGAAUUGGCGCGAGAAAUAUCGAAGGAUCAAUCCAUUCCAAGAAAAACAGAACCACUUGUACCGUCCGAUUCGUGGCAGCAGGAUUGGAAUCGAGACGAGAAAACAAACACAAAGGUGAUGGUAGUUCGGGAAUGGGACCUGGGCAAAGAGGACGGUCAGCAGCACAUAAAGGACAAAGAGCGCGAAAAGAAGGAUCACGACAAAAAGAGGAGGCAGAGGAGUCGAAGUCCUGCGGGAGAAGCACACCUCCCAGCUCCAGCUCGUAAAUUUAAAAAAAAAGAAGACGAACCACCACCGGCUAAGCUUUUAGACGAUCUCUUUAGGAAGACGAAGGCCACUCCGUGCAUAUACUGGUUACCUCUUACAAACGAGCAGAUUGUCGUGAAGGAGGAAAUGAGAAGGCAGCAUAUGGCGGAACACGCGCGUAGAUUAGAAGAAAUGAGACGCGCGGAGAGAAACAAUAGGGACGGCCGUCGCCGUCGCAGCCCAAGAAAAUAAUUCUCUGAUCGUCCAUUUGUCGAUAAACGUACCUUUCCUCUUCUGUAAUGCAAAACCACCGAUUGUCAUGAGUUCCCCAUUUUUAAGACGGUUUUCAGAUCUUAGAAAAACGAAAACAAGAUUAUCCCCUUUCUUUCAUUCUUCUUAGAGUCGACGAAACUUUUCUUUCAAACCGGUUCUUAAAACAUUGAUUUCCCCGUUAUCGAUUUAACACUCAAUUCCAAUUCGCAGCCAGUUUCACCAAUUAACGUUGUAGUAUGUGUGCGUUCGAGUUUGUUAAGUUCUUUAAGAAUUGCAAACCGCCCUGGACUUUGGUGCCGCCGUAAGACGGUGCCAGUACGUCCGUUUUUUCAUUUCUUUUCUAGCUCGAUUCCGCGAACUAGUCUUUUCUCAUCCCUUGUAAUUCGUGUUUAUAUUUCGUUCGUUGACAAACUGUGUAUAGAUCUUUUGCAUGAAUCCAGUCGUCCUGCCUCCAGAUCUCCUUGCUCUCCCCUGGAAUUUCAGCAUUAAACUGUACUUCUUACAGGUCGACAUUAACUAUUCAACAGAGUGCUGUAACUAUAGAACACACACACACAAUAGUGUCCCCGCAUCGUCUAGGAGAGACGUGAGCAUCGUAUUCUACGAUACAUGGUAACGCGACGUCGCAAUCCGCGCGCAACACCCUGGGAAUCGAAGAGCAAUUGAACGGAAAAAAAAAGAACAAAAAAAACUGUCCACGUUAGUAGUGAACGCCACGAGACGAACUUAGUAUUCGUGAUCAUUGAAAAUACUGUCUUAAGACAAAGGAGCAGAAAAAAAAAAGAAAAAGAAACGAUAAACAUCGAAGAGAGAUCGGGGCUAGUUGUUGGAAUCAACAACGAAUGCCAGUCCAAGAUAGCGAUACUUUGUGGUUCAUCGAGUGACAUGAUGACAUCCAUCCUCAGUGUCGAACGGGAGAAUUGCCCCUCUCCACGGAUUUAUAUUCUUUCUCUCCCUCUGUUUGUAGCGUAGCCUGACUUCCUUAAGUUUGACAUAUACUACCACAAAUUUGGUAGUAGAAUGUAAAGUUUUGGUGUUUCUCGGUUCCGCGGCGCGCAGUGACACUCGCACAGCCGGAAACACGUUUGUACAUAAAACGUAUAAUUCGAUAUUCCGCGAGGUGACAUGUAAAAUUAUCAAUAAAUGUGAAACACUCUAGGAUAUACUACGAAAGUACAUUUGCCGCUUACUUUUUACGAUAUCGCACUCUCGGACAUUAGAAAUUUGUUAAUAAUCCGCGAAUAAGAUCGGAAGGAACGAGGUUUGUGAAA